Messenger RNA from Aedes aegypti (yellow fever mosquito), 3236 nucleotides. Its product is annotated as spermine oxidase. The record is from RefSeq and is a predicted model, not a curated record. NCBI's taxonomy places the organism in Eukaryota, Metazoa, Arthropoda, Insecta, Diptera, Culicidae. Gene Ontology annotation, molecular function: polyamine oxidase activity. Bases 261 to 3161 code for a protein of 966 amino acids. The transcript has 5 exons.
UUAUUUUUACCUCAUUGCAACACUGCGUACCUACUUCAAGACCCAGAUAGUCGCAAAAGAAAACUUGCCAUUCGCAUUGCUGAAUGACAAUCUUGUUAUUAUCAUUAAAAUAAAAUUCGUACUAGUAGUGAUAUCUGCGUAUGAACAGCAAUCGUACUUUAGUCCAGUAUCAGUUUGACUGACUACGUACUACGCCAUAUCAGCCAUAAACCUGGUUACAUGCAAUUUUAGAAUAGUGAAAGCAAUUGCAAAUUGCAGUGAUGAACCCCAGGAUAAUUGUGAUAGGAGCUGGCGCAGCAGGGAUAGCUGCAGCAACCCGUUUGAUCGAAAAAGGAUACAAGAAUUUGACCAUUCUGGAAGCAGAAGAUCGUAUCGGUGGACGUAUUCAUACAAUUCCAUUCGCUUCCAAUGUGGUUGAUUUAGGUGCUCAAUGGUGUCACGGAGAGGUGAACAAUGUAUGCUACGAGCUGGGCUCAAAGUUGAAUGUAUUCGGUUCGAACAAUUUUAAGUAUGAGGACUUUGAACUGGUUAUGUCAAAUGGAGAGAAGGUUCCUCAGGAAAAAAGUCAAAAAUUAAUGAGUGCCAUUUGGUCCAUCCUGGCAUCGCAUCGUAAUGAGCUGAGUCGUUACCGAGGUUCACUAGGUUCGUUUGUUUUGGAGAAGUUCCGCGCAGUCCUGAGCACUCCAGAGUACGCAGACGUAGACCACGAGACAGCUUUCCAAUUUUUGGAAUUCUUCCACAAAUUUGAAAAUUCUAUAGAGGCCUCGGAUAGUUGGUUCGAUACAUCAGGACCGGGCUACUUACACUACUGGGAGUGUGAUGGAGACCAUCUAUUGAACUGGAAAGACAGAGGAUACAAAACGGUGCUGGAUCUACUUAUGAAACGCUUCCCUUCGCCAUACACGGCCAACGCCAUCAACAUUGAAGACUUUACACAUUUUAACAAAACCGUAGAGAACAUUUGCUGGAACUCCGGUCCAGAUAGCAUAGCUUCGGUUCGAUGUGCCGACAACAGCGUCUACGAUGCGGAUCACGUUAUUUGUACAAUGUCCUUGGGUGUCCUCAAGGAACGCUACCAAAGCCUUUUCUCACCAGAACUGCCAGCUAUGAAGAAAAAUGCCAUCAAAGGUCUGUCCAUAGGUACCGUGGAUAAGCUGUAUCUGGAGUUUGACAAACCUUUCUGGGCUGCCGGUUGGCACGGAUUAAGUCUGCUGUGGGAUCAAAACGACCUGGAAGAAAUCCGCGCAUCUCUCAACAGUUGGAUGGAAGAUGUUUUCGGCUUCUACGUAGUGGAUUUCCAGCCUAAUAUACUUUGCGGUUGGAUAUCUGGUGCAAAUGCUCGUCGAAUGGAACGAACAAGCGACGAUGAAGUUCGCAAGGCUUGCAUGUUCUUGCUGAGAAAGUUCAUGAAGGGCGUUGACAUCCCGGAGCCGGUAGCGUUCAAACGUACCCAAUGGUAUUCGAAUCCAAACUUUAGGGGAUCGUAUAGUUUCCGCUCGACGACAACGGACUUACUGAACACUUCGGCGGAACACUUGGCUCUUCCGUUGUCCAACGCGAUUGGAAUACCCGUGGUGCAAUUUGCUGGUGAAGCUACGCAUGAUCAUUACUACUCGACGGUACAUGGCGCUAUCGAGUCCGGAUGGCGUGAGGCGGAUAGACUUGUUGGACUGUACCAAAGCCCGUUCCAGCGCCAAGUGGACGCAGAUGUGGAUGUAUUGAUCCUGGGCGCAGGAAUAGCUGGACUAGGUGCUGCAAAAGCCCUUCUCGAAUCAGGGAAAAGUUUUAUCCUACUCGAAGCGCAGUCUGAAGCGGGUGGAAGGAUAAGAACGAUCGCUAUGGAAUCCCUUGGAAACGCAUGCCAUCGAUCUGGAAAGGCCGCGGUGGAUGCUGGAGCGCAGUGGCUGCAUGGGAAGCGGAACGAGCUGUAUCAGAUUGCGGAGGAGAAUGACUUGCUACAUGAGGAGCUUUCCGAGGAAGGCUUGGGCGAAUACGUUAGAGAUGAUGGGCGUAAGCUGGACAGUUUUUUCGUGAAAAAAGUGGACUUCUUGAUUGGACAAAUUUUGGAAGACUGUGAAGAAUUCGCUCAACAAGAAUCUGAGAAUUUUCCUGCUUCGGUAGAAGUGUUUCUAAGAGAAGAGUUCAGCAAAAGAUUGGAUCCGAACUUGACCUCUGAUGAGAAAGAAAUGGCUUACCAACUGCUAGAGUGGCACAUACGAUUCCAAGUGAUAGAUAACUCUUGUCUGAGUAUGACGGACGUAUCCGCCAAACUGUGGGGCAGUUAUUCCUUCAAUGGGGAAAGCUGCCAGGCUCAUAUAAAUACGAAGUAUGGAUUCCAAGCCUUAGUUAAUUGCCUGAUCGACAAAAUAGGGUCGGAUAGAAUAUUUUACAAAAAAGAAGUCACCGAAAUACGGUGGAAAGAUCAGGAUAAUCGUAUCCUUGUUAGAUGUGCAGACGAAACCAGUUACAGUUGCAAACAUCUCAUAGUAACUUUCUCACUAGGAGUGCUGAAGGCAACGCUGAAUCGCCUUUUCCAGCCCGCUCUUCCCAAACCCUACCGGAGAUCGAUUCGGAAUAUAGGAUUCGGCACGAUUGAUAAAAUAUUCCUACAAUUUGAGAAUGCGUGGUGGGAAGAUGCGGAAGGUUUUCAAUUGAUCUGGAGAGAUAAUCUUGAGAAAGGAGCUCAUUGGACCAGGUUCAUUUCCGGUUUUGACAUAGUCAGUCCAGGACCGGCAAAUACUUUGUUGGGAUGGAUCGGUAGCUGGGGAGCUCUAGAAAUGGAAAAGUUGUCCGAUGCCCAGAUCGUGGAUGAUUGUGUAUUCCUGUUAGAGAAGUUUACCAGACGAAAAGUUCCCCAGCCGAUUCGUUACUUUUGUUCCCGUUGGAAUUCGAAUCCCUUCGUUCGGGGAUCGUACAGUUACACUUCCGUAAACUGUGAUUAUGAACCAACGUUCCUGAAAGCCUUGCAGGAAACGCUCGUGUGCAACCAGUACAACCCUUUGACGGGGGAAAUGGAAAUAAAUCAAGAUCAUAUCUGCCAGCCCGCAUUAUCAUCGUCUCCGACCAUACAUUUCGCUGGGGAGGCGUGUCACGAAAAGUACUUCUCCACCGUUCACGGUGCUUUCCUAUCCGGAAUGGAACAAGCUCAAAAGCUCGUCUAGUCUUUUGUGCAAUAUUUUAAAAUCAUUAUUUUGUUGAUUCUUAAAUUUUAUCGAAUAAAGAGCUUUUGAAAACUA